Molecule: messenger RNA, 1509 nt
Organism: Arabidopsis arenosa
Lineage: Eukaryota; Viridiplantae; Streptophyta; Magnoliopsida; Brassicales; Brassicaceae
Source: the annotation of a GenBank genome assembly
GUUUUCUGUAAUUUUGCCUCUUCUUAGAUAUUGUACUCCGGAAGAAUGUUUCAAAGUGAUCUUCUGCAAAGUCCGAGCCUAUAAAUAAAUGGAGCAAUGCAAAUGCCUUGAAUCAGUCUCUUGCAGUCUAAAUGGGGGUCUGUUGUAGCAAGGGCACAGGGAUAAUUGUGGAGCAUGGCACGGAUGAUAGUAAUGAAUAUGGAAACGGAGAAGCUGAGGUUAGGGACACAAAUGAUGGAGCUGUUGUAAGGACGCGUGGAUCAUCCAAACACGUUUCCAUGUCAAUCAAACAAGGGAAAAAAGGAAUAAAUCAAGACGCCAUGACAGUCUGGGAGAACUUUGGUGGGGAGGAAGAUAUGAUCUUUUGCGGUGUAUUUGACGGUCACGGUCCCAUGGGUCACAAGAUUUCUCGUCACGUAUGUGAAAAUUUACCUUCGAGGGUCCAUUCGAAAAUUAGAUCUUCCAAAUCUGGCGGCAAUGAAAACGUAGAGAAUAAUAGUUCACAGAGUCAGGAGGAACUCUUCCGUGAAUUUGAGGACAUUCUAGUGACAUUCUUCAAGCAAAUAGAUAGUGAACUUGGUCUCGACUCUCCUUAUGAUAGUUUUUGCAGCGGUACAACUGCUGUAACUGUCUUUAAACAGGCUGACUGUUUGGUGAUCGCCAACUUAGGAGAUUCACGAGCCGUUCUUGGCACCCGAAGCAAGAACAGUUUCAAAGCUGUCCAACUCACGGUUGAUCUGAAACCCUGUGUCCAACGCGAAGCAGAGAGAAUAGUGGCAUGCAAGGGAAGGGUGUUUGCUAUGGAGGAGGAACCCGAGGUGUAUAGAGUGUGGAUGCCUGAUGAUGAUUGCCCGGGGCUCGCAAUGUCAAGGGCGUUUGGUGAUUUCUGCCUCAAAGACUAUGGACUUGUCUGCAUUCCUGACGUCUUCUGCAGAAAAGUCAGCAGAGAAGACGAGUUUGUGGUUCUAGCUACUGAUGGGAUUUGGGAUGUUUUGUCAAACGAAGAAGUGGUGAAAGUUGUAGGUUCCUGCAAGGACCGGACAAUUGCAGCUGAGACGUUGGUUCAGCGAGCCGCUCGGACUUGGAGAACAAAGUUUCCAGCCUCUAAAGCUGAUGACUGUGCGGUGGUGGUCCUUUACCUAAACCACCGGCCUUACCCAAGAGAAGGAAAUGUGAGCCGAGCAAUAUCGACCAUUUCCUGGAGAUCAAAUAAGAGCAAUAACGAGUGUUAUGGAGUCGCACCAUUGGGUCUACCCCAAAGGGUUUCAUAGUAGGAUCAUUGUUAUUGUUGUUGUUGUUUCAAACUGUUUAGUAAAAUUUGAACCUGUUGACGUGUGUGGAUACUACUCAACAUCAACUUUAUUUGUGUGUGAAAUAAUUUUGUGUUCUGUUUGUUUUUUGAAGCAAUUGAAAAGAAAAAAAGAGUAGACAAACAAAUUUUCAACCUCACAGUUGUUCAAGAUUCUUAAGUUCUUUUCUCAGCAAAUUCAAUAACCUGAAUAGCUUUAU